AUGGCUUCCCAAGCCCGCUCUUCUUUGCUAGGCCAAGGAGGCGCCAGCGCCGGUUCCGCGUAUUUGCCAAACGGCGCUGUGUCCUCCCCCUCCCUGGGUACUGAAGCGCGACCGCUGCUGCCCAACCAAGGGCGCGUUGUACAGACUGGUCCCAUCCGAGUUCUCUGUAUUGCAGACGUUCGAGAAAGUGCUAACCUGGGCUCAACAUUAGGAAACUUGAGAUCGUUGAACGAUCUUGCCAAGCAAGCACGUGCUGAUUAUAUCAUACAUACCGGUGAUUUCGGAUUUUAUGAUGACACGUCGCUGGAGAGGAUUGCCGAAAAAACCCUCAAACACGUUGCCCAAUAUUCGCCGCUCAUUUCCGAGCCUAUCAAAAAAGCUAUUGCACAGCCUGGCACUGGCUCGUCCGUGAAAUCUCGAUUCCCACCCCGCGAGCUUCCAUUGUCCGAACUGUCCCUCCUGCUAAAUGGCGAUUUGAAACUGGACGUACCAGUGUACACUGUUUGGGGGGCUUGUGAGGAUGUCCGAGUUCUCGAAAAAUUUCGCUCCCGUGAAUACAAGGUUCAUAACCUUCAUAUCAUUGACGAAGCUCAAUCGAUGCUUCUCGAGAUCGGGGGCGUGAAGCUCCGCCUCCUGGGCCUUGGUGGUGCUGUUGUCAUGCAUAAGCUUUUCGACAACGGCGAAGGCCGUACGACAAUUGCUGGUGGCCAAGGCACAAUGUGGACGACACUGCUUCAGAUGGGUGAGCUCGUGGACACCGCCAAUCGUGUUUACGAUCCGACUGAGACUCGUAUUUUCGUUACGCACGCAUCGCCCGCACGCGAAGGCAUUUUGAAUCAGUUGUCGGUGACUUUAAAGGCUGAUUUUUCUAUUUCGGCCGGCCUCCAUUUCCGCUAUGGUAGUUCGUACAACGAAUUCAGCGUUAAUCCGACUCUCGAUCAUUACCGCGGCAAGCUUGCAGCGAGCAAAGCUUCUUUCAACGAUGUCUGGGAAACGGUCAAAAGCGAGGUAGAGCCGGCUAUCCAGCAAAACGAAGCACAGCAAAACCUGCUGAAGAAUGCCCUUGGCAUCGUGGAAAAGAUGCCGACAACGGCAGCUGGCGGCAAUCCGUUCGGCGGAUCUGCUGCAGGCCCACCUGCCCUUGGACAGGUUGACGAAAGCGCAUUCAAAAACAUGUGGAAUUUUAACCUCGCGGAUGCUGCGUUUGGCUACCUUGCCCUGGAAAUACAAGACGGGCGCAUUGGUACGGAGAUGCGCGCCCAAGGCUUCAACUUCUCCCACCGCGGUAUGAAGCAGCAGGCGAACUCUUCCCAGCAGGCUCAGGCACCCGCAACAUCCACUGCCUCACCUCAGCCUUCGAGUGUGCUCCCACCUCCUCCCCAGGAUCAGCAAUCGUCUGUUUCGAUGUCGCAAAAGCUACCGGCUUCGCAAACGCAACAGCAGGUCCCAGUGUCUAUAUCUUUCUCUAGCAAAACUGCAACCACCUCCGUUUUAGGCUCUACGAAGCCCCCGGUGCCCCAGCUGUCUACACCUGCUCUUAAGGACAACGAAAAGCAUAUAUCUUCUGGGGCAUCAAACGGUAAUGUGGUAGGCUCAGAACCGACGCAAUCGCCCGUACCGAGAGCUCCGUCUACAGACGUGAUUGGGCUUUUUAUUAUGAAUGCGCAGUCUGACGACCAGACCAGGGAGCUGUUUGCGAGUGAGGAUUUGCAAAAGAUAGUGAAGAUUGAAAAAUAUGGGCAGACGAACAAAGUCGUCCAUUUUAAGACCUUGGGGGAUCGAGAUGAUGCGAUGGACCGAUUGCCAGAGGAAGCAAAACAUCGCACCACGGAGGAUCGUUCGAAGCCUCUGGUCAAGAUCUUUAUCCCAAGGGAGUCAAACAAAUCUUUCGGUCGUGACCGUGGUAGUGCUGGCACCUGGGGAAGCAGCAACAGAGGCGGUUCCCACACUGGUGGUUCUGGGCAGAGUGGCUACCGCAGUGCUGGCGGAGGCACAGGUACGGCGAGUGAUAGUGAAGGUGCCGGCCGCCGUGGUGGAAGCGGCCGAGGUGGGCGGGGAGCUGGGCGCAGUGGAGAAGGCCGUGGUCCGCGAGGCCGCGGAGGCCCAAGGGCUGCGGUGAAGGGUGACGGAGGCAAUGGGUCUUCAACUGCCACCCCGCCGGCACCUUCUGAUGCCUAA
Molecule: messenger RNA, 2178 nt
Organism: Sporothrix schenckii 1099-18
Lineage: Eukaryota; Fungi; Ascomycota; Sordariomycetes; Ophiostomatales; Ophiostomataceae
Product: Ser/Thr protein phosphatase family protein
Exons: 4
Coding region: 1-2178 (725 amino acids)
Source: RefSeq, a predicted model, not a curated record